AUGGAUACCACAUUAGAUAGAUUCAUCUCGGACUCUGAUAUUCACAUAUCGGGUACACAAUCCGCCAUUACACCACCCAAUUUCAUAUCUAUGCGAAAUAAACGGAAAAGAGAAGAAGAUAUCUCCCAAGAGUUUAACAAUUUUAAGGAGGAAGUGAGGAAAAUGAUUUCAACUUUAAUGUCAAAUCAAGAAAGUGAGUUUAAGAAAAAUGCAACUACCCUCAAAGAAAUUUUACGAACUAAUACUAACAUUGAGAACUCGGUGGCAUUUCUUUCUGCACAGAACGAAGAGUAUAGGAAAAAGAUAGAAGGCUUAGAAGGACAAAUAAAGGAGGACAAGAAGUAUAUUACUAUUCUAGAGGAUAAAAUAGAAGAAGUGCAGAGAGAUACCCGCAAAACAAACUUUGAGAUGAAAAACGUACCUAAGAAAAACAAUGAAACUAAAGAGGACUUAAUGGAUAUGAUAUUAAGCCUGUCUAACAACAUUGACUGUAAAAUCAAUAAAUCUGAUAUAAGAGAUAUAUACAGAAUUCGUUCAAAAAAAGAGGGUGUCCAAAAUACACCAAUUAUUGUAGAAACGUCUUCUACUAUAUUAAAAACUGAGAUUCUUAAGAUGAACCAGUCUAUGGCUCCAUUAUCACAGCAAUGUGAUAUUGAGGAGCUUAACCAAAUAAAGACUAUUAAAAAAAAUGAUCUAAAAGUAGUUUCACAGAAUAUACGCAGUAUUUAUUCAAAUCUGGAUGAUCUUCAAAUUUCAUUAUCUCAACUAAAGUUUCAUAUAGAUGUUUUAGUCCUGACAGAAUGUCGACUAAAUCCUCUAAAAAUCAUUCCAUCCCUCAAUAAUUACAACUCAUUCAACACUAAACACCACCUUAAUCAAAACGAUGGUGUAGUUAUCUAUGUUAGAAAUACUCUUUUGGCUAGUGCUAAGGAGGUAAUAUUAGAACAUGCAUCGUGUUUGCAAUUAGAAAUUAACGAUUAUAUUAUUUUAGGAAUCUACCGGUCUCCAUCAAAUACCAAUGCAAAUAACUAUAUAAACUCGCUUAGUGGAUAUCUUGAUUCUAUCAAAUCACAUAAAAAUAUUAUAAUUACGGGAGAUAUAAAUAUAAACCUUAUACCUAAAGAUAACGAAUCUAAUAAUGAAUCCAAUAAUAGGGUCAACUACCUAAACAUGCUCUCUAUGUAUGGCCUACUCCCAGGUCAUUCCCUUCCAACUCGAGGUAGUAACUGCCUUGAUCAUUUCAUAUUAAAAUUAGAGAAAAAGAACGUAUCUCCUUUCAUAUCAGUUCUCAACACUUCGAUUACCGAUCACUACAUGAUAUUUUUAUGCAUAGCUAAAUUGCAUAGUAACCACAAGUGCCCAAAAACCAAGCUCUUCGUAGACUAUGACAAAGCUAUAAGAAUACUUAUGGAACAAAAUUUGGAUACAUUGCUUUACUCUGAAGAUCCUAAGUUGGUAGUUAAAGAACUUGUAAAGAAAUUGACUGACUCACUGAAAGAGAGCUCGAUUGUUAUGUACCUCCCUAAAAAUAAACGCAAUAUCAAACCUUGGAUGACAUCUGGCCUCCUACGAUGUAUAAGAAACAGGAAUAAUAUGCAAAAUAGGCUAAGGGCCGAUCCUGAUAAUGAAAUAUUAAAAAUCAGCUUUAAGCGGUAUCGUAACUACUGUAACAGCCUGAUUAAAAAGAUAAAACGGAAUUAUGAUAGACAACAAUUAGCUCUUUCUGUAAAUAAUAGCAAAGUACUUUGGAGUAAAAUUAAAUCUAUAGCUAAUUUAAAUAAAACUAGAACUCAAAGUUUGAAUCUUUUAAAUAUAAAUCCCUCUCCAGUUUACUCUGUUAAUUAUGUAAGUGGCUACUUUGCUAGUGUUGGAAGGAAACUAGCAGAGGAUAUUAUGUUGAAUGCCCCCAAAACUGAAGAUCCCUUACUAUUUGUUGAUAGUCAAUUAUCUUCAUUUGUUCUCCUGGAUACUGAUCUAUAUGAAACUGAAAAUGUUAUUUUGAAUCUUAAAUCUGACAGUGCGCCAGGCUGGGACAAUAUUCCAACCAAAUUUCUUAAAUUAGCCAUACACAUAGUCGCACCAAUAAUUUGUCAUCUAGCUAAUCUCUGUUUCAAAGUAGGAGUUUUUCCUUUUAUACUGAAACAGUCUAUCGUUACACCUGUGUUCAAAAGUGGAAAUAGUGAAGAUAUUAAUAACUACAGACCGAUUUCUGUUUUACCAUCCAUUGCGAAAGUAUUGGAAAAAUUAAUAAAUUCUAGAUUGACAUUAAAAAGGCGUUUGAUACCGUCUCCGUACCUCUGCUUAUACAAAAACUUGAAAGAAUUGGAAUUAGAGGCACAGCACUGCUGUUACUCAAAGAUUAUCUACACGAUAGAACUCAGCGUGUCAAAAUUGGAGAUUACAUUAGUGAGGACUCUAAACUAA
Molecule: messenger RNA, 2424 nt
Organism: Pararge aegeria (speckled wood butterfly)
Lineage: Eukaryota; Metazoa; Arthropoda; Insecta; Lepidoptera; Nymphalidae
Exons: 3
Coding region: 1-2424 (807 amino acids)
Source: RefSeq, a predicted model, not a curated record